GAGCUGAUCAUGUGACUUAGCCUUCCCCCCCAUGGUUCAUACUAUCUACUCAGUCUACACAGUCCCAACCAACUUGCAAACACAUCUCGCUGUCUGAAAGCUGACAUUUCUUAUGUUACCAUGGAGACGGCGGUGAACACGAGCAGGCUGUGGAGGGAAACACUGGGUCUCCUGUUACUGUGGGCCUGUCUGAACUCUGCACACUCGAGGAGCUGCUCGUCGUUUUUCUGCCGAAAAUCUCACCGUGUCAGCGGCCUCAAUGGAGUCGACCCCGGGUCUCCUCUCUAUCUCACUCCUUACGUGGAGAAGGGCGCCGUAGAUGAAGCCAGGAAACUCAGUUUGGUAGGAGAUCUGCCAGGUGCCAAUGUCAAGAGUUAUUCUGGGUAUCUCACUGUCAACAAGAAAUACAACAGCAACCUCUUCUUUUGGUUCUUCCCUGCAGUGAUGCCAGCCCAACAGAAAGCUCCAGUCCUGCUGUGGCUGCAAGGCGGGCCUGGUGGCACCUCCAUGUUCGGCCUCUUUGUGGAACAUGGACCGUAUGUGGUUUAUAAGAACAUGACAGUCGGUUUGAGGGAUUACGCUUGGACAACCAGAUAUUCCGUUUUGUACAUUGACAAUCCGGUUGGAACCGGUUUCAGCUUCACUGAUGAUGACAAAGGUUUUGCUCAGAACCAGGAUGACGUUGGCAGAGAUCUGUACAGUGCUUUAACACAAUUCUUCCAAAUCUUCCCUGAGUAUCAGUCCAAUGAGUUCUAUGCAACUGGAGAGUCUUAUGCAGGGAAAUAUGUUCCUGCCAUUUCUUACUACAUCCACAAAAACAACCCCACUGCUAAGGUGAAAAUCAACUUUAAGGGAAUGGCCAUAGGCGAUGGGCUCUGUGAUCCAGAAUUGAUGCUGGGUGGUUACGGUGAGUUCAUGUACCAAACAGGCAUGAUAGAUGAACUCCAAAGAGAGUAUGUUGUCCAGCAGACAGACUAUGGGGUGAAGCUCAUCCAGCAGGAGAAGUGGGUGGAGGCUUUUCAGGUUUUCGAUAGCUUGCUGAAUGGUGAUGUGGCACCAUAUCCCUCCUUCUUCCAAAAUGCUACAGGUUGUACCAACUACUUCAACUACAUGACAUGCCAGGAGCCUGAAGACCAGGAGUACUUCUCCCAGUUUGUGACUCUGCCGGCGGUGCGACGCGCCAUCCAUGUGGGCAACCUGACGUUCCAUGACGGCUCGGAGGUGGAGAAGCACCUCCUGCAGGAUGUCAUGAAGAGCAUCAAACCGUGGCUGGGUGUGCUGAUGGACAACUAUAGGGUCUUAAUCUACAGUGGUCAGCUGGAUGUAAUUGUAGCUGCUCCUUUGACUGAGAGGUUCCUGCCUACUGUCAACUGGAGCGGGGCUGCUGAUUACAAACAAGCCCCUCGCUUCCACUGGAAGGUUCAGCCCAGCGACACAGAGGUGGCAGGAUAUGUAAGACAAGUGCAGGAGUUUUACCAGGUCAUCAUCCGAGGAGGGGGACACAUUCUGCCUUACGACCAACCUGCAAGGUCCUUUGAUAUGAUCGACAGAUUUCUCUCAACAAAGGGCUGGAUAUGAAAUGAUGUUUCAACUGAAAUACCAACUCCACUUUGAAGAGCAUAUUGUCAAUCAUUGACCGUUGAUUGUCUCAGCACAUGUAAAUCAGCACAUUGUUGCAUUUGGUACACAUCUUUGCUGCUGAUUGAUUAUUUUUUUAGCAUUUUUAGCAGAAGUGGCAUUUGGUUUAGGACUUUGGAUUUCUCUCUGAUGCACUGCAAAUGAAAUGACAAGUUGUCUCGGCCUGCCUCAAGACCUCUCAAAUCGCUGCUCACAUCUCUGAUCAUUUCAGCAAUUCAUAUGGUAAUAAUGGAGUGAAAACAGUCUGAUUAUCAGGCCUUAAGUUCUUGUGAUAUGUUUUGAUUCGUUUCAUGUUUCAGUUGGGAUUGUAUGAGGGGGGAAAUGUAUAUUUGAUUCAAUAAGUAAAUGCUUGAUGAUGAUCUGUAAAGAAAAUACCUUGAAACCAGAGAAUUGAGUUGAAAUAAAACCCUUUUUCUAAAUACAA
Molecule: messenger RNA, 2062 nt
Organism: Thunnus maccoyii (southern bluefin tuna)
Lineage: Eukaryota; Metazoa; Chordata; Actinopteri; Scombriformes; Scombridae
Gene: cpvl
Product: carboxypeptidase vitellogenic like
Exons: 13
Coding region: 121-1578 (485 amino acids)
Biological process (GO): proteolysis
Molecular function (GO): serine-type carboxypeptidase activity
Source: RefSeq, a predicted model, not a curated record